Messenger RNA from Nicotiana attenuata, 531 nucleotides. RefSeq names its product RNA-directed DNA polymerase homolog. The record is from RefSeq and is a predicted model, not a curated record. The transcript is spliced from 2 exons. NCBI's taxonomy places the organism in Eukaryota, Viridiplantae, Streptophyta, Magnoliopsida, Solanales, Solanaceae. Bases 1 to 531 code for a protein of 176 amino acids.
AUGAGGUUGUGUAUUGAUUACCGGCAAUUGAACAAGGUAACGGUCAAGAAUAAGUAUCCACUGCCGAGGAUUGAUGAUUUGUUCGACCAGCUUCAGGGUGCUAGGGUAUUUUCCAAGAUUGACUUGAGAUUUGGCUACCACCAAUUGAGGAUUAGGGCAUCCGAUGUUCCUAAGACAGCUUUCCGCACUCGGUAUGGGCAUUAUGAGUUCUUGGUUAUGCCAUUCGGGUUGACAAAUGCCCCAGCAGCUUUCAUGGACUUGAUGAACCGGGUGUUCAGGCCUUAUUUGGAUUCAUUCGUGAUAGUGUUCAUUGAUGAUAUAUUGAUAUACUCCCGCAGCCAGGAGGAGCACGAGCAACACCUUAGAGUGGUUCUUCAGACUCUGAGGGAUAGUCAGCUAUAUGCUAAGUUCUCGAAGUGUGAGUUCUGGUUGGGUUCAGUCGCAUUUUUGGGUCAUCACUGUGAUACAGCUCCUAGUUCACUCUCACAAUUUCGCUUCAGAUCACCUGGUCAAGAAAUAAAAAAAGAUUAG